Messenger RNA from Tuber melanosporum (Perigord truffle), 1150 nucleotides. RefSeq lists its product as uncharacterized. NCBI's taxonomy places the organism in Eukaryota, Fungi, Ascomycota, Pezizomycetes, Pezizales, Tuberaceae. The coding region runs from base 174 to 968 and encodes 264 amino acids. Gene Ontology annotation, cellular component: peroxisomal matrix. The transcript has 6 exons. Gene Ontology annotation, biological process: fatty acid beta-oxidation. The record is from RefSeq and is a predicted model, not a curated record.
ACGUACAAGAGCGACUGGGGGAAACCUUCUUCGCUGGGGUACGAUAGAAGGUGUCCCAUACAACCCCACGCCACCCCAUUACUGCAGUCCCCAGUGUUCUCUACAAGCCAUCAAUUAAGACACUCUCUACAUUACACUUCAAUACUGUACAGUACACACCGAAGGACGAAGCUAUGUCAGAGCCCAUUUUGCUCGAAGUCAAGAAGAAUGUCGCCCUCAUCACCCUCAACCAGCCCAAGAAACUCAAUGCCCUGACCGGGGACCUAUACUUCGGCCUCGCGCAGGUAAUGCACAAGGUAGCCGCCAUGGAGGAAGUUACAAUAACGGUGUUGACGGGAACGGGGCGGUACUUUUCAGCUGGAGUAGACUUGUCUUCGGUGCUUGGUGAAGGGAGGGACGAUAAUGAGCGGAAACACUAUUUGAGGCGACUCGCGGCGAACAAUAUGGAGGUUACCAAGGCAUUCUUCGAGCACCCAAAGAUUCUCGUCGUGGCGCUUAACGGUCCUGCUGUUGGUCUCUCUGCUGCGCUUGUAGCUAUGGCAGACUUCAUCUACGCUACGGAGAAAACCUUCAUCCUAACUCCCUUCACCUCCCUCGGCCUCGUCGCCGAGGGCGGGUCCAGUUACAUGUUCCUCCGGAGGAUGGGCGUGGCAAAAGCACACGAAGCGCUGAUCCUCUCCAAGCGUAUUCCCGCCGCCGACCUCAUCGCCUGCGGUUUCGUCAAUAAGAUUUUCCCAGAAGAAGGCUUCCGCGACAGGGUUUUGGAGUUCGUGAAUGAUGCUAUGGGAGACCAUCUAGUUCAUGAGAGUAUGCUUGGUGUUAAAAAGUUGAUGAGGGAUGGUAUGAAGAAGGAUCUUGAGAGCGCGAGUGUUCGGGAGGCGUUCGCGGGCGUGGAGAGAUUUCUGAGCGGGGUCCCACAGAACGAGUUUGCGAGGAUCACGAGUGGGCAGAAGAAGCAUAAGCUGUAAGGGUGAAUGCUGGUAUGGUAUCCAAUGGUGGUGGUGGUGGCAGAAGUGUUGAGGGGGAGUGGGAAGUGGGACACUGCGAUGUCUAUAUUUUAAUGCUCUUUACGUCCCAAAUGUAUAGAUUUGGAAUUGGGCGUACGGUUUCGGGGAAUGGAGAUAUCCUACUGGUGACCCAGGUCGAAACA